Penicillium cinerascens is the source of this 2217-nucleotide messenger RNA. RefSeq names its product diphthine--ammonia ligase family protein. The record is from RefSeq and is a predicted model, not a curated record. The coding region runs from base 1 to 2217 and encodes 738 amino acids. Gene Ontology annotation, biological process: protein histidyl modification to diphthamide. The transcript has a single exon. Gene Ontology annotation, molecular function: diphthine-ammonia ligase activity. Lineage: Eukaryota; Fungi; Ascomycota; Eurotiomycetes; Eurotiales; Aspergillaceae.
AUGCCCGGCCUAAACGUGAUCGCCCUAAUAUCAGGCGGCAAAGACUCCCUCUACUCCAUCCUCCACUGCAUCCGAAACGGCCACCGUGUGGUCGCCCUCGCAAACCUCCACCCCGAACUCCGCACCGACACCGAAGAUGACGAAGACAUCGACAGCUUCAUGUACCAAACAAUCGGCCACAGCGUAAUUCCGUUGUACCAAGAAGCACUCGAUAUACCUUUAUACCGCGCGCCUAUCACCGGUGGCGCCGUCGACACGGCGCGUAUCUACCGCCACGAUGCAGCCGACCAGUCUGCCGAAGGUACUUCCGAGGACGAGACGGAGAACCUGGUCCCGCUCCUUCGGAGGGUUAUGGCAGCUCAUCCUGAAGCGAAUGCUGUGUCGGCGGGUGCCAUUCUAUCCACGUACCAGCGGACUCGGAUUGAGAAUGUCGCCGGGCGGUUAGGUCUCGUCCCUCUUGCCUGGUUGUGGAUGUAUCCGUCGCUUCCUGCGCCUGGUGAACGGGAAGCUGAUCCUUUGGCGAUUAAGGAAGCGGGAUUGUUGGAGGAUAUGGCGGGGUGCGGGUGCGAUGCCAGAAUUAUCAAAGUUGCGUCGGGGGGAUUGGAUGAUGGGUUCCUGUGGGAGAGUGUCUCUGGAUCUGAGAAUACUGGGCGCGCAGUGCGGAGGAAGAUUGUUAAGGCUAUGGGGAGGUUUGCGGCGCCGGAAGAUAUUCGUGGUGCGGUGCUUGGUGAGGGUGGUGAAUAUGAGACGUUGGCGAUUGAUGGGCCGGGGUUCCUUUGGAAGCAGCGGAUUGAGAUCGAGGAGCGCGAGGUCGGCACCGGGGAGGGUGGUGUUGCGUUUAUGAAGUUGAAGGGGGCCAAGUGUGUACCUAAGGAGAGGGAUGAGAUUACACCACAGGAUGUGAGGAGGCCUGCUUUGUUGGAUACUCCGUUCGCUGCUGCUUUGGAGGAAAUGCCUGAGCUUUCUCCGUCUGGAUCUGAGACGCGGAGGCUGACGGCCUCGCUUGCUUGGUCUAUUUGCGAACCCCAUCAUCGUCAUUCCAACUCGACAUGGACAAUCUCGAAUCUCGUCGCGCCCGAGGCUGGACCGGGUGCUGACGAACAGAUGAACGGCAUCAUCACGAAAGCCGAAGCAGCGCUCCAGACCAUCUCGGAAUCCACGCCUCGGUCCACCGAGGACAUCGUCUUCGCAACCGUCCUCCUUCGUUCGAUGGACGACUUCGCCUUGAUGAACAACGUCUACGUCUCCCUCUUCAAGAAACCCAACCCGCCCGCUCGAGUCACGGUAGCAUGCGGCGACGCACUCCCCUCCAACGUGAAAGUAAUGGUCUCCUUCGUGGUAGACAUGGGCGCACGAAGUAGUCGCCAAGGCCUACAUGUUCAGUCACGAUCAUACUGGGCACCAGCCAAUAUCGGGCCAUAUUCACAAGCCAUGUCCAUUCCGCUACAGGGAAGCAGGGUGGUCUACAUUGCGGGUCAGAUCCCGCUCGAACCGGCUUCUAUGGAGGUUGCCACGGCUGGCAAAUCUUGGGUUGAGGACUUCUAUCUGCGCGCUGUACUGUCUCUGCAGCAUCUUUGGAGAAUUGGUGAUGCUAUGCAGGUUGAUUGGUGGCUCGGUGGCGUGGCUUUCUUGACAGGGGAAGACAAGAGUAUCAAGACACAGGCGAAGAUUGCAUGGCAUCUUUGGAAGAAGAUGCAUACGCGGGUUGAGAGUUCCGAGUCGGAUGAUGAGUGGCCGCAGCUUGAUGCGUGGGAUAUCAAGUAUGGCCGGAGGGGCGAGGAGCUCACACCCGAGAGUGUUUCUUCGACGUUGCCGAAAUUCUCCGUCCUUGACGAGGGUGCUCCUACUAUUUCGCCGUUUUUGGCGGUUGAGGUCGAUGGGUUGCCUCGUGGCAGUGAUAUCGAAUGGCAGGGUCUGGGAAGUCAAUGUGAAACAGCUGCGGUCGAGAGCAAGACGGAUUGUGUUUCUACUACUGUGGACGAUAAAUAUCGCUACAUCGGUCUUGAAGUCACUACGUCUCAGGAAUAUUUGGAGCAGAGUCUCCGUGAAAUCAUGGAUACCCAUUGCCAAAACAAGGGUCUGGCGCAGGCGGUGCUGUAUACCACGCAACCUGUUCCCGAAGGCCUCUGGAAUGGCCAAGUCAUUCCUUGCAGAUCUGUUUGGGGCCGGGAGGGUCGACGCUUGACAGCUGGCAUUGCCUUGCAGGAGCUUGCAUAA